AUGGACAACGUAACCGACCCUGCUCUUCUCGCUGAGAUUCGCCACCUUCGCAACGACAUCGAUUUCAACAAGACGAUCCUCCGGAGUCUGCUUGACAAUCCUGGGGACAGGUCCGCGGACGAGGAAAUCAGAAAUGCAACAGAGAAAGAGCUGAGGAGGUUGCACAAAUAUAUUCAUGCUCUUCUACCAGCCCAGAAAAAGGAUUCCCGCCACGGUCUGCCUCUGAGGAAUUCAAACCACACUUCUGAAGGAUUGAGCGACCGGGGUCCCGUCAGUCGCCACUCACAAAAUGCCCAACAGCCCGAGUCUUCAGGCCAUCUUAUGCCUCCAUCCAACUACGAAGUAGGGAACCGCAAGCGCCACAGACAAGACAGCCUCGGCGAUCGCAGACAGGAAUCUUCCAAAUCUCGGCGAACAAGUCCGAGUCCUGGCUCACUUCGCACUGCCGCCCCCUCACCUGCCCCCUCCUCCGCUAGUCUAAGUAGUCUAGAGGAUGUGUUUGGAGACCCUCUCAGUGACGGGCUCUCGAAGGAGGCUGUUAAGCUGAAUCAGGAUUACUGGAAGAGACGGGAACACCAAUUACAACAGGAGGAAGACGAUGCCAGACUUGCCCUGCGGCUUUCACAGGAAUGGGCUGGCGAGACUGGCUCAGAUACAACGCAACCCAGCCUCUCACGUCCAUGGGGGUAUACUCAGUCCUUUUUGAAGUCGGAUGGCAGUCUAAAUCGACUUCCCACCAGCCAGCCUUCGUCCUCUCACGACAGUUCUCGAUCACUUCAACACACCCAGAGAGAUUCCGUUACUUACGACGCUCUGUCAUCGACCUCCGUCAGGCCAGCAGCGAAGGCCAUCAAAAACGACCCAGGCUUUGCCCUUCCAACAGCAAUACCUGGGGCUUUCCCGCACUUGGAAUCCUACAGCAAUGUCGGUGGAAGACAGGUGUACCAGUCCGAGCUCUCUACGCCUGAUCAUCUAACAAUUUCCGAUUCCAGCGACGACGAUCUCCGAUCUUCCUCUUUACCAUCCCAGUCACGCCUACACUAUCCGGGCCCUUCAUUUACAAGUCUUCCUUCCCAGAACGCUCCUCUAAAUCCUUCUUUUUCGGCACCUUCUGCUUUAAACCCCCCUUUUCCAGGUCGAUCUUACCCGAGCUCCUUUGGGUAUUCACCAUACGGAUAUCAAGAUGAGGCUCAAACUCAGGAACAAUUGGAAGAGCUUCUGCAGCAUAUCAGGCCUGAUGAAGAGCUCACGGUGGAUCAAAUGCCGAAGGAGCCACCUGGGCUUAAGGUAAAACUUAUGCCUCAUCAGCUCAGCGGCCUUGCAUGGAUGAAGCGAAUGGAAGAAGGCACCAACAAAGGUGGUAUUCUAGCUGAUGAUAUGGGACUUGGCAAGACAUUACAGAGCAUCGCAUUGAUGCUGGAGCGCCCGCCUCCCGCAGACAAACCCUACCCUACCCUUGUCGUGGCACCUGUGGCACUGAUGCAUCAAUGGAAGCGAGAAAUCGAAAAGAUGGUUCUACCGCGAGCUCGUCUGAAUGUCCAUAUCCUACAUGGAGACGGUCGCAAAACCACGUGGUCCGCGCUCAGAGCCUACGACGUAGUUCUGACUACGUACGGACUUCUUACCUCGGAGCUGAAACGUAAAAAUGCUCUGGAUGAAAAGGUCAAGAAAUUGAAGGAUUGGAAACCGUCGGUUGCUGAGGAUUGCCCGAUCCUUGGAGACAGGUCCCAGUUCCACCGGGUGAUUCUCGACGAGGCACAAAACAUAAAGAACAGAAAUGCAAAGUCAGCCCUUGCCGCGUGUCGCAUCCGAGCCGAGUAUCGCUGGGCUCUUACUGGGACGCCAAUGCAAAAUUCUACUGAAGAAAUCUUCAGCCUCAUCCGGUUCACUCGAAUUCGACCCUAUAACAAUUGGGAGAAAUUUAGGUCUACCAUUGUACGUCCGCUCAAAAGCAGGUACGAUCCUGCAAAGGAAACAGCCAUGAUAACACUACAAGCUCUCCUGCGGGCUAUCCUUCUGAGGCGAACCAAGCACUCGAAGAUACAUGAUCAACCAAUUAUCCAGCUCCCCCCUAAAGAGACUAGGGAGGAACGAGUCAUCUUCGACCAAGAUCAGCUUGAAUUCUACAAAGCCCUAGAGACGCGUGCUCAAAUUCAAGUGAACAAAUACCUGCAGAAAGGAACCCUCGGCCGAAACUACUCUCACGCAUUAGUACUGCUCCUUCGGCUCCGGCAGGCCUGCUGUCACCCGACCCUUGUCAUUGCAAGCAAAGACUUCAUUCAACUUCCAGGUGGGGAGCUGGAUACGGAUGCGCUGCUUCGUAAUGCAGAACAGCUGGAUGGAAAGGUGGUCGAACGACUGAAGGCAAUAGAUGCUUAUGAAUGCCCGAUCUGCUUUGAUGUCACAGAAAACCCAGUGGUGUUCUUUUGUGGGCAUGCUAUUUGUGGAGACUGUCUCAAUCAGCUCGUAGAGCAAGCCACCAACGAUAACAACGGCGCGCCUCCGGGUUGCCCUCAUUGUAGGGCAAGGAUUGACGUUAACAACGUCACGGACUACGUCAGUUUCCUCCGCGUCCACUGUCCAGAACGAGUGGAAGCGGAAAAGCUGGAGAAUUGUACUCCUGCCUCUGACUCUGACUCCGACGUCGACGACUCCAGCAGCGAUGACUCGGACGAAGGCGACGACCUCGGCGGUUUCAUCGUGUUCGAUGAUGUUGCUGACGACUCCAAUGAUGAAUCAGAGAAGCAGGCGAAGAAAAAAUCGCCCCGACCCAAAUCCAAGGAAGGGAAGGGAAAGUCCCGCUCAGGAUCAAGGCCAAGAGCCAAAGAACCACCAAAGAGUCUCGCACAACUUCGGAAAGAAGGUUUGCGCAGCAAAGCCGCCAAACGAAAGUAUUUGAAACGACUCCAGAAGAAUUUCCACCCGUCCGCGAAAAUCACGCGUACUAUUGAGUUGUUGGAAGAAAUCAGAGAUAACGGACAGAACGAAAAGACCAUCAUCUUCUCCAACUUCACAUCGUUUCUCGAUCUGGUAGAGCUGCCUCUGUGGAAACACGAAGAUUUCCGCAAGUACGUCCGUUACGACGGUUCUAUGAGCGCUAAGGACCGCAACGACGCAGUCCUUGAGUUCACCGACAACCCCAACUGCAAAGUGAUCUUGAUCAGUUUGAAAGCAGGCAAUGCAGGCUUGAACUUGACCGUGGCAAAUCAUGUUAUCAUGCUUGAUCCGUUCUGGAAUCCAUUCGUUGAGUACCAAGCUGCGGACCGAUGUUAUCGGAUUGGCCAAGAGAAAGUCGUGACUAUUCAUCGAGUCCUCAUUGGUGAAGGCGACUCCAAAGGGCCUUCUGACCCUGCAGGAUUCACGGUUGAAGAUCGUAUUUUGCAGCUUCAAGAGCGGAAACGGGAGCUCGUUGAAACUGCCCUCGAUGAAUCAGCUGGUCGUGAGGUGUCGAGACUGGGUGUGCGGGAGUUGGGCUAUCUCUUCGGCCUCAACGGCAUCUAA
Messenger RNA from Fonsecaea erecta, 3501 nucleotides. RefSeq lists its product as hypothetical. The transcript has a single exon. Bases 1 to 3501 code for a protein of 1166 amino acids. The record is from RefSeq and is a predicted model, not a curated record. Gene Ontology annotation, cellular component: cytoplasm. Gene Ontology annotation, molecular function: protein binding; ATP binding; ATP-dependent chromatin remodeler activity. NCBI's taxonomy places the organism in Eukaryota, Fungi, Ascomycota, Eurotiomycetes, Chaetothyriales, Herpotrichiellaceae.